Molecule: messenger RNA, 924 nt
Organism: Alternaria novae-zelandiae
Lineage: Eukaryota; Fungi; Ascomycota; Dothideomycetes; Pleosporales; Pleosporaceae
Exons: 2
Coding region: 1-924 (307 amino acids)
Source: RefSeq, a predicted model, not a curated record
AUGACUGGUACCAGUCUCUUCUCUCGCGCUCACAAGCCGAGAAGGUCUCCGCCCAAGAAGAUGCGCGGCUUCCUCGCCUUACCCGGUGAGAUCAGAAACCAAAUAUACGGCUACUACUUCGACUCGGAGCGUCGCUGUGAGAUCGCCAGCAAAGGAUCCAAAUUCACGCAGCGGCAGCCACAGACUGUCAAGUUGUCAUCAAAUGUAAUUGCUACAAAGAGCACGACUCCUGCGUCUGAUCCUGAGAUAAACGCGACUCCUCCUGUCGUGAUUCGCUUCUCGAGAUCACUUGGCAAAUACAACGCUGUUCAGGGCCUGCGAACGAACUGGGCGGGCUCGCUAUGUGCUCUAAGUCUUGUUUGCAAGCAAGUCUACGCAGAGACAGCGAAGUUGCUCUACCAAAACACGACUUUUGUCUUCGACGCGCCAAAGCGGAUGACAAACUUCUUCAAAUAUGCCUCGUCCAUCCACUUGGGAAGCAUCACCAGGCAGCGAGCUUGCGAGGCCGCCUCGAAACAGCUCACUGGCUUACGCGAACUUGAGGUCUGUGUAGAGCUUCACCAUAACCGUCGACAGGUCAACCUACGCGAGAAAUGGAUUACACCUCUGCUUCAGUUUCGUCGGUUAGCGUCCCCAAGGAAAGCCGCACGCCGGACUGUGGAGCCACUACCGCUUGGUCAACGACAGCCAGGUCUCGAGAUCGUCAAGGUCAAGUUCCAGCAUCUUUACAUCGAGUAUGCGUCGUUUGCUGGUCUCCAAGGACUGGACCAGGCAAAAAGGGAGCUGUAUCUGCUCUUUGGGCAGGCUAUCGGUCUCGCGAUCACAGGGGCGACAGAAGAAGCGGCUAUGUCUGGGUUCAGAGAAGCGUACGAUGGGAGGCAUGCACAGUACCGACCCUAUCUCCCAGUCUCUUGGGCGGGUUGA